This is a messenger RNA of Leptosomus discolor (cuckoo roller), 562 nucleotides long. NCBI's taxonomy places the organism in Eukaryota, Metazoa, Chordata, Aves, Leptosomiformes, Leptosomidae. The record is from RefSeq and is a predicted model, not a curated record.
AUGCCGUUUGGCUGCGUGACACUGGGAGACAAGAAAGAUUAUAACCAGCCGUCCGAGGUGACCGACAGAUAUGACCUGGGUCAGGUCAUCAAAACGGAGGAAUUCUGUGAAAUCUUCCGGGCCAAGGAGAAGAUGACAGGGAAGCUGUACACCUGCAAGAAGUUUCUGAAGCGGGAUGGGCGGAAAGUGCGGAAGGCAGCCAAAAACGAGAUCAUCAUCCUCAAAAUGGUGAAGCACCCCAACAUCCUGCAGCUGGUGGACGUCUACAUCACCCGCAAGGAGUAUUUCAUCUUCCUGGAGCUAGCCACCGGCCGGGAGGUCUUCGACUGGAUCCUAGACCAGGGUUACUACUCAGAGAGGGAUACCAGCAACGUGAUCCGGCAGGUGCUGGAGGCUGUUGCCUACCUGCACUCCCUCAAGAUCGUCCACAGAAACCUCAAGCUGGAGAACCUGGUGUACUAUAACCGCCUGAAAAACUCCAAGAUCGUCAUCAGCGACUUCCACCUGGCCAAGCUGGAGAAUGGGCUCAUCAAGGAGCCCUGCGGCACCCCCGAGUACCUGG